Messenger RNA from Camellia sinensis, 1644 nucleotides. RefSeq names its product DHHC-type zinc finger family protein. Gene Ontology annotation, molecular function: palmitoyltransferase activity. The record is from RefSeq and is a predicted model, not a curated record. Lineage: Eukaryota; Viridiplantae; Streptophyta; Magnoliopsida; Ericales; Theaceae.
AAAGAGAAGCCCAUAAUAGUAAAAUUGAGAGGCCACCACCAUCUAGAUUUCCUGGACCCUCUCUCACACCACUCACCCGCCACCCUCUCCACCCCCCACAACUCUCAAAAUUUCCCAAACCAACCAAACCCCCCCAUUUCCCUUUCAUUUUCACCCCCCAACCGCCGGAGACGCCGUCGUAAGCUCCCUACGCCGGUGGCUCCGAUACCACUCCACCACCACCAUCACCACCACCUCUCCAUCCCAUCUCCUCCAGCCUUCCGAUCAAAAUGAAGAAGAGCUGCCGAUUCUCUCUACCCGUCACCGUUGUGAUUACGGCGAUCGGCUACAUAUACGUCUCGACGGUGUUCGUGUUCGUGGACCAGUGGUUCGGCCUCGGGUCCUCUCCCGGGAUCAUGAACGCCGUCGUUUUCACCGCCCUCGCUCUCAUGUGUUCCUUCAAUUACGCUGCCGCCGUCUACAAGGAUCCGGGUCGGGUCCCCGACACCUUCACGCCCGACGUCGAGGACGCCGACAACCCCAUCCACGAGAUCAAGCGCAAGACUGACUUUUAUGUCGAGUUGAUUUCACAGGGUGGGGAUUUGAGAUACUGCCAGAAGUGUUCUCACUACAAGCCACCCCGUGCACAUCAUUGCCGUGUAUGUAAAAGAUGUGUUUUGCGAAUGGACCACCAUUGCAUAUGGAUGAACAAUUGCGUGGGACACGCAAACUAUAAGGUCUUCUUCGUUUUCGUUCUGUAUGCUGUAAUUGCAUGCAUUUACUCGCUGGUUUUGCUUCUGGGCAGUCUGAUGAAUGAUUCUGAAAAAGAUGAGCGUGAAGGAUCUUUCAGAACUAUAUAUGUCAUUUCUGGGCUGCUGCUUGUCCCAUUAAGUGUGGCUCUGAGCGUUCUUUUGGGUUGGCAUAUCUACCUCAUUUUGCGAAAUAAGACCACAAUAGAGUACCAUGAAGGAGUGAGAGCUAUGUGGCUUGCAGAGAAAGGAGGGGAUGUCUAUUCACAUCCUUAUGAUCUUGGUGCUUAUGAAAAUCUGAAUUCGGCGCUGGGUCCAAACAUCCUCUGCUGGGCAUUUCCCACGUCAAGGCAUAUUGGCUCUGGUCUUCGCUUCCGGACAGCGUAUGAGAAAAUGAGUGCGUCAGCAUCAAAAUGAGUUGCACUGUUGUUUGGUUGGGAAAUUUUGGUUUUUUAACUGUGAAGAGAAUGAUAGAGAAGUCUCUGGCGUUCCCUUUACAAAUUUUGCUGCUUGUACACUGUUCUUGAGAAGUUGAAGAGGGAGAAAAGGCACAAAUUAUCAGUUGGUAAAUACUACCAGAAUUGUAUUUCUUAAAGCUUUCUGAUGCAAGUUAGGUCGAUAAUGAGAUUAGUGCCACGAACACCCUUUGCUUUCCCACUAUUGUUCACAAUCAAGGAGGGUAGCGAGUUUUUGAUACAUUCAGAUAGAGGUACGUGUGUCUGGUGAUUAUAUGGAUAAUGUAGAGUUUAGGAUCAUUACCUUCUGCUGAUACAUCUCAUGUACAAAGAGGGAAUCAUUGCGAUCCCCACUUAACCCACCAAAAUCUCAAUUGAUCAAAAGUAUAAAGUUGUAACUACUGUAACUUUGCAAAAUUGAAAAUUGUUGUGGUUAAUGCAAUUUGUUAUUCAUUCCAGCA